Mollisia scopiformis is the source of this 1215-nucleotide messenger RNA. Its product is annotated as Bicupin, oxalate decarboxylase/oxidase. The record is from RefSeq and is a predicted model, not a curated record. The transcript has 2 exons. The coding region runs from base 1 to 1215 and encodes 404 amino acids. Gene Ontology annotation, biological process: oxalate metabolic process. NCBI's taxonomy places the organism in Eukaryota, Fungi, Ascomycota, Leotiomycetes, Helotiales, Mollisiaceae.
AUGACUCGACAUCCACCCCGUCCCCUCAACUCGGACAUCAAUUCCUCAGAUCCCUACACAAAGAAGUAUCACGACUCAACAGACGCAGCAAUUGAUGCUGAAGCUCGUGAUCUGCACCCUCUACCCAUACGCAAUGGCCUCGGAUCCUCUAUUCUCGGACCACGAAACCUAGCCCGAGAACAGCAACAACCAGAUAUUAUCCGUCCACCAUCUACCGACUCCGGCACUCUACCCAACUACAAAUGGUCCUUUACUGAUUCACACAUGCGAAUCGAAGAAGGUGGCUGGGCUCGUCAAACCACCAUCCGAGAACUCCCAACCUCAAUCGAGCUCGCAGGCUGGGCAUACAUGCUCGCCGGCUCUGCCCGUGUUACAGCACUUGACACCGAAGGCGGCAACUUCAUCGGAGAGGUCGAGAAGGGCGAUUUAUGGUACUUUCCCUCCGGCCACCCUCACUCAAUCCAAGGCUUGGGAGAGGACGGCUGUGAAUUCCUCCUCGUCUUCGAUGACGGGAAUUUUAGCGAAGAUUCUACGUUCUUGCUAAGUGAUUUCUUGGCACAUACUCCUACCAGUGUGCUAGGAAAGAACUUCAGGCUCGAUCCGGAGAUCUUCAAGAUGAUUCCCAAGGAAGAGAGGUAUAUCUUCCAGGGAAGCAUGCCUGGAGAUAAGGAUGAUGAGAUGCCUGAUAAGCCACAUGUCAAGAAGAGUAGGUUGAUGUUUACGCAUAAAAUGCUUGAUCAGAAGCCGGAGGUCUUCAGUGGUGGAGAAGUGAGAAUUACUGAUACUGAAAAAUUUCCGUUGUCAAAGACUAUCUCUGCGGCUCAUGUCACGAUCAAGCCUGGUGGUAUUAGAGAGAUGCAUUGGCAUCCCAACGCAGACGAGUGGUCUUUCUUCAUCAAAGGAAGUGCGAGAAUUACGAUUUUUGCUAGUAGUGGGAUGGCGAGGACGUUCAAUUAUACGGCGGGAGAUGUCGGUAUUGUGCCGAAGAGUAUGGGACAUUAUGUUGAGAAUAUUAGUGAGAUGGAGGAAGUUGAGAUGCUAGAGAUCUUUAGGGCGCCGAAGUUUGAGGAUUUUAGUUUGGAGCAGUGGCUAGGGAAUACGCCUGGGAGAAUGGUCGCGGAACAUCUGUUUCAGAAACACCCUAAGGCGGGGAAGAAGUUUGUCGAGGAGUUGAAAGCUGGGAAGGAGGCUGUGAAACCCAAUUCCAAUGCUUGA